CAUCAUGCCUGAGCCAGCUAAGUCUGCUCCAGCCCCUAAGAAGGGCUCCAAGAAAGCAGUGACUAAAGCCCAGAAGAAAGAUGGUAAGAAGCGCAAGCGUAGUCGGAAGGAGAGCUACUCCGUGUACGUGUACAAGGUGUUGAAACAGGUCCAUCCCGACACCGGCAUUUCUUCCAAGGCCAUGGGCAUCAUGAAUUCCUUCGUUAACGACAUCUUCGAGCGAAUUGCAGGUGAGGCCUCUCGUUUGGCGCAUUACAAUAAACGUUCGACCAUCACUUCCAGGGAGAUUCAGACCGCCGUGCGCCUCCUGCUGCCCGGAGAAUUGGCCAAGCACGCGGUGUCCGAGGGCACCAAGGCGGUCACCAAGUAUACCAGCUCGAAGUAAAUUCUCGAGAACGCAUUAUCAAA
This is a messenger RNA of Otolemur garnettii (small-eared galago), 408 nucleotides long. Its product is annotated as histone H2B type 1. The transcript has a single exon. Gene Ontology annotation, cellular component: nucleosome. Lineage: Eukaryota; Metazoa; Chordata; Mammalia; Primates; Galagidae. Gene Ontology annotation, molecular function: protein heterodimerization activity; structural constituent of chromatin; DNA binding. The coding region runs from base 5 to 385 and encodes 126 amino acids. The record is from RefSeq and is a predicted model, not a curated record.